AGGCGGCGGCUUCACUCCGGGACUCGGCGUCGGAGCCGCGGCUGGAGCGCGGGCGGCGCCGCGAGGCUCGUUUCUCCCCAUUCUGGAUGCUCCCUGUCCUAGUCCCUCCCACAGCAGAAUAAAGGAGGCUUCAUCCUUUGUUCCAGGAUCUAAAAUGUCCACGGAGGCACAGAGAGUGGACGAUAGCCCAAGCACUAGUGGAGGGAGUUCCGAUGGGGAUCAGCGGGAGAGCGUCCAGCAAGAACCCGAGCGAGAGCAAGUUCAGCCCAAGAAGAAGGAGGGGAAGAUAUCCAGCAAGACGGCUGCCAAACUGUCCACCAGUGCCAAAAGAAUUCAGAAGGAGCUUGCAGAGAUCACGCUGGACCCCCCUCCCAACUGUAGCGCUGGACCCAAAGGAGACAACAUCUAUGAAUGGAGGUCAACUAUAUUGGGGCCCCCAGGAUCUGUGUAUGAAGGAGGGGUGUUCUUUCUUGACAUCACCUUUUCACCAGACUAUCCGUUUAAACCCCCCAAGGUCACCUUCCGAACGAGAAUCUACCACUGUAAUAUCAACAGCCAAGGGGUGAUCUGUCUGGACAUCCUCAAGGACAACUGGAGUCCAGCCCUGACCAUCUCGAAAGUCCUCCUGUCCAUCUGCUCCCUCCUCACAGACUGCAACCCUGCCGACCCUCUGGUGGGCAGCAUUGCCACACAGUACAUGACCAACAGAGCCGAGCACGACCGGAUGGCCAGACAGUGGACCAAGCGGUACGCCACCUAGGGGCCUCCAUGUGCCAGCUGUGUGCAAGCACAUUCACCAAGUGCAUCAAUAGCCCGCCUGCCCUCCAGACCUCCGUUCUGUUUCCUGUUUUUAUUAAAUUUUGAACUGUUUUGUGAUGGUAUGUCAUUUGUCCCUCCUCCUUCCCACCCUCACCCUCCUCCCCUUCUCUCUGGCCCUCUUUUCUCCCUUUUAUUCUGUUAACUUGAAAGAUUUGGGAUUCCCCCACUGCAGUGUGGAUGGGAGCUUCUGUUUUAAGUGCAAACCAUGUCAGAUCUGUGCUAGUAAGAGCUUUCCUACAAAGCUUUGUAUUGCUGUGUGGUUUGGGGUUUUUUGUUGUUGUUGUUUUGUUUUAUCUUUUUUUUUUCUUUUAUGUGCUCUUCAGAAAAACACACAUUCAGAAUUAUAUCUCGUUUCUACUUAAAGGUAGUGCUUAGGGUUAAUUUUUUGUACUGAAGUCUUUAUUGGUGGGUGCAUGCUACUGGGAACAAGGUUUUGUACAAAAGGUCCAAUCAGAAUCACUGUGCAUUACUGAGACCCUGUUUAUCACAAGCCUUCUGUCCCCCACGCAGAAGACUGUUAGACUGAACAAAAUAAUAUGUAUUUUGAUUUACUUAAGUGCUUGUAAAUUUCUUAGGGACCUGCCACUGUUGACUGUGGAUCGGUUGAU
Arvicola amphibius (Eurasian water vole) is the source of this 1427-nucleotide messenger RNA. RefSeq names its product ubiquitin-conjugating enzyme E2 E2. Lineage: Eukaryota; Metazoa; Chordata; Mammalia; Rodentia; Cricetidae. The transcript has 6 exons. Gene Ontology annotation, cellular component: nucleus. Bases 155 to 760 code for a protein of 201 amino acids. The record is from RefSeq and is a predicted model, not a curated record. Gene Ontology annotation, biological process: protein polyubiquitination. Gene Ontology annotation, molecular function: ubiquitin conjugating enzyme activity.